AUGCUCAAGGACAAGGCCGUUUCAAUUCGCACAUGCAGCCCGGAUAUCAAGGCCGCCCCGCGAUAUGUGCUUCAACUGUGGGAGGUCGGAUUUUGGCAUGAAGACUUCGUGGACUCAGAGAUGGGGAGUCUCCUGCGUAGUGGAGCACUGGUCGAGGUCGCUGAGAAAGAGGAAAUUAGAGUUAACCCUCUGUCUGUAGCUGAAGGGAAAAAGUUAAGACUUAUAUUGGACCUAUCAAACCUUAACACCGUGGUGGUGAAGAGUAGUGUGAAAUUCGAAGAUGUUGCAAAGGUAGCUCCUUUAUUGCCACCUGGCGGAUUUAUGGCAUCAUUCGAUUUGAAAGUUGAAGAGAAGUCGGAAAGCGGUGGCAACUGGGGUUGCCGAGAAAGAUCGAGCGGGUACGGCAUUAGCGUUCAGGUGGCCACUCACGUAAGAGGAGAGAAGAGAAAUCAAAGGCUGGUUGAGUUUGACUACAGGUUUGAAGGGAUACCUAUCGCUGCGAUUCCGGAUCUAUCUAACGCGCUUAAAAUAUUUUCGGAUGCAUCUGAGUUCGGGGUGGGGGCCGUUUUGCAUUUGAAUCUAGAGGAAAAAGUAUCAGCUUCUGCCAACCUGCCCCCGGAAUUGAUAGAAAUUUCAAAUACGGUUAGAGAGCUCUAUGCCAUACUGUUCGGUCUGAGAGCAUUCCGCAAGCAUUUAGUAGAUGAGGAGGCUAUCUGGCACUGCGACAAUCAAGCGGCUGUCGCUAUUUUACGGAAAGGUACCACAAAGUCGCAACUGCAGAAGGUGGCCGAAGACAUCUGGACAAUUUGCGCGAGGCUUCACCUUACAGUAAAAUUCUGCUGGAUAGCGCGAGAAUUCAAUACGAAAGCCGAUUUAGCUUCGCGCGCUAUAGAUUUUGACGAAUGGAGCGUCAGGGCCGAGAAGCGCGCAGUUGCAACAGCUGUGGGAGAAGCUUGUGCAGAGGCGGUUGCGGUUAACGCGUUUUCAGAAAAAGCGGUAAUAUGGUGGAAAAAGGAAUUUGCAUGGCCCCUUCCGAGCAAAGAUGAAGAUAUCUUACGCGCUUUACUGCGUGGGGCGAAACGAACUACACCUCCUCCAAGGCACAGGAAGAAGGCAACUCAGAAGGACGUGGAUACGGUGAUUGCUUGGGCUCUGCAGAAGAAAUCCUUUUCUGGGGUGGCAGGAGCGGCAAUGAUCCUUCUCUUGUUUGCUGCCUUUCUGAGAGUGGGAGAGCUUUGCGAGAUUUGCGUUUCCGACAUUAGCCGGAAAGGCAAUGAUGUUUGGUGGCUGAUUAUAAGAAGGUCAAAGACUGAUCAGGGUGCCCAGGGUGCAAAAGUAGCAUUCCGAUUAGGAGGAGAGGCUCUCAUACUUUGGAGUAUUCGAGAACUUACUUCCACCAAAUCCGGAACAAUACAUUUUUGGCAGAACUUCCAAAGCGCCCUCGAGGGAUGUCGUCGCUCGCCGUAUCAAAGGAAUCCUCGAUCAAGUCAGCCUGCAAGGAAAUUCACAACGCACUCCUUCAGAGGAGGCGCUGCUACAACUGCAAUACGAUCAGGACUCCACCCAGCAAAUAUCAUGCGCGCGGGAAGGUGGAGAUCAACGGAGGCCUUUUCCUGCUAUAUCGAUCCCAGCCCUCUUUAA
This is a messenger RNA of Cylicocyclus nassatus, 1641 nucleotides long. The record is from the annotation of a GenBank genome assembly. NCBI's taxonomy places the organism in Eukaryota, Metazoa, Nematoda, Chromadorea, Rhabditida, Strongylidae.